AACAAUUGUUUUUCUUUUUUACCAGGAACUGGUUCACUUGUGUAUACUGAAAAAUGGAAGCAGCAAGAUCCAGUCGUACUGUGUACGAGUGUCUGCUCUUCGAUAUGGAUGAUACCCUGUAUCCUUUGAGCUUGGGUAUAAACAUGGCUUGUCGCAAGAACAUAGAAGAGUACAUGUUGAAUCACUUGCAUAUUGAAGAAAGUGAAGUUCCUAGGAUGUGCUUGGAGUUGUACAAGGAACAUGGUACAACAAUGGCUGGUCUUAAGACACUUGGAUACGAAUUUGACGACGAUCAAUUCCAUGCUGAAGUUCAUGGAGCGUUGCCAUAUGAGUUGCUGAAACCUGAUCCAGUCCUGCGUAAUCUCCUACUCUCCAUGCCCCAACAGAAAAUAAUCUUCACGAAUGCAGACGAAGCACAUGUGGCACAAGUGCUAAGUAGGAUGGGUUUGGAGGAUUGCUUCCAAGGUGUUAUAUGCUUUGAAACACUUAACCCUCCUUCGGAAACGAAAAGGACAACAGUUCUAUGCAAGCCUUCCGUGGAAGCAAUGGAAGCCGCUAUUCGCAUUGCAAACGUUGAUCCUAAGAAAACAAUAUUCUUUGAUGACAGCAUUCGCAACAUUGCCAGUGGAAAAGCUGCUGGGCUUCAAACUGUAAUCGUCGGGCGAUCGACUUUGGUUCCAGGUGCAGAUCAUGCUUUGAACAGUAUACAUAAUAUCAGAGAAGCAUUGCCCGAGAUAUGGGAAGACGAAGGAGAGCAUUUGGAGCAAAUAAUUCAGUCAUCUGCGGUGGAAACUGUUGUCCUAGCUUAGACACAUUAGCUUUCAUAGGUAACGGGGACAACGUCGUCAAUGAACUGAAGGGAGACUACUUAAUUACCAGAUAUAUGCUAUAAAUUAAAGUAAUGCUUAUUGAUUAAUAAAAUUUCACACUAGAUGAGAUUGGCUUGUGAACAGGAUCAGUGCUAAAGUAAAAUACUUCUACUGUUCAUAUGUCCUUUGUUAUCAAUGUAGCUAAAAUAAGUUUGUUGUAAGCAAUAAUAGUUGCAGUACUAUUGUACUAUUGUACAAGUACCACUAUGCAGUACAAGAAUCAUAAUAAUAUGCCAUGUCAUCAGAAAAAUUAAGAUGCAUUUUCGUCA
Messenger RNA from Erythranthe guttata (spotted monkey flower), 1138 nucleotides. NCBI's taxonomy places the organism in Eukaryota, Viridiplantae, Streptophyta, Magnoliopsida, Lamiales, Phrymaceae. The record is from RefSeq and is a predicted model, not a curated record.